Molecule: messenger RNA, 1850 nt
Organism: Zeugodacus cucurbitae (melon fly)
Lineage: Eukaryota; Metazoa; Arthropoda; Insecta; Diptera; Tephritidae
Product: mitogen-activated protein kinase p38a-like
Exons: 2
Coding region: 270-1358 (362 amino acids)
Biological process (GO): intracellular signal transduction; protein phosphorylation
Cellular component (GO): cytoplasm; nucleus
Molecular function (GO): ATP binding; MAP kinase activity
Source: RefSeq, a predicted model, not a curated record
CGGUUUGCGGCAACUCUAUGUGUUAUUAGGAUUACAAACAUAAGUACACUUGUUAUAAGUCAUCCGUAUCAGUAGCUGGCUCAUUUCGGAAUUUAAUAACUUCUACAGAAUUUUUGUACACCUAUGUGGAAUAGGAGCGGUAAUAUUAACUUUAAUACAAACUAACCAACGUACGAACUUGUUGGGAACACAUAUACAUUUGUUUAUACGUAAAUAUUUAUGUGUAAUACUAAAUUAUACAGAAUAUUUUGAUAAUCAAUAACGCAGCAAUGAAGUUUUAUAAAUUUGAUUAUAACCGCACCGAAUGGGAGAUACCUGAAAUUUAUCAAAAAGCGCAACCAGUUGGGUCUGGUGCUUAUGGGCAGGUGAUCAAAGCUCAUGUUGAGGGCACAGAAACGUAUGUGGCUAUUAAACGACUGACCCGUCCCUUUCAGUCGGCUGUGCAUGCCAAGCGUACUUAUCGCGAGAUACGUUUAUUAAAGCAUAUGGAUCACGAUAAUGUCAUAGGGUUGCUGGACAUAUUCCAUCCUCAUGACAAAGAUGUAACACUGAAAUCAUUUGAACAAGUGUACUUAGUAACACAAUUUUUAGAUGCUGAUUUAAAUAAUAUUAUAAGAACUCAGCGACUUUCAGAUGUUCAUGUGCAGUUUUUGGUAUAUCAAAUACUUCGUGGUCUUAAGUAUAUUCAUAGUGCAGGCAUCAUCCAUCGCGAUCUAAAGCCGUCCAAUAUUGCCGUAAAUGAAGAUUGUGAAUUACGUAUUUUAGACUUUGGAUUGGCACGUCCAACAGAAAGCGAAAUGACUGGUUAUGUAGCCACAAGAUGGUAUCGUGCCCCGGAAAUUAUGUUAAAUUGGAUGCAUUACAACCAAACAGUUGAUAUCUGGUCCGUUGGUUGUAUUAUGGCGGAAUUACUUACUGGACGAACUUUAUUCCCCGGUACUGAUCAUAUAAACCAAUUAAAUCUUAUCAUGGAAAUAUUAGGUACACCACCCGAUGACUUUAUGCAGAAAAUCUCAUCAGAAAGUGCGCGUAAUUACAUAAAAUCGCUACCACCGAUGAAACGGCGCAACUUUAAAGAAGUAUUUAAAGGUGCUAAUCCACUAGCAAUUGAUUUGCUGGAGAAAAUGUUAGAGCUGGAUUCAGAAAAACGUAUUACAGCAGAGCAAGCAUUAGCGCAUCCCUAUCUGGGUGAAUAUUCGGAACCAAGUGAUGAACAAACUUCGCCAUUAUAUGAUCAAAGCUUUGAGGACAUGGAUUUGCCAGUAGAGAAAUGGAAAGAACUAGUCUUUAAUGAGGUUAAAAAUUUUAAAAGGCCACAAUCGUUUACAAAAAUCUUAGAAAAUGUUAAUAAAACAUAAAAGCAAAGUUGCGGUUUUUCGUAUGUACAUAUGCUCAAAUGGUAUUAAAUGCUAAACAUAUUGUUGAAAAAAAAGAAAAACAAUAUUAUUCAAGAUAAUUAUAUUAUUGCUUUAAAAUAUUUAUAAUGUUACUUGUUAUUGUAAAAGUGAAUGUUUGUAAUUACAAUUGUUAAUGUUUCUGUGUUUAUAAUGGUAGACAUAAAUUCAGUAUCAGUGCCUUAUUAAAACCCUGAAAGCAAAAGAUCUAUACUAAAUAUAUAUUUAUGUAUUAUUUAAUGUACAAAAAUUUUCAUAUUGUUUUAUAGUAUUUGUUUAUACAUUUAUGUAAGUUUCUAUUUCUACACGUUUGUAUAUUGUUUCCAUUUGUACGAAAACUAACUUAUUGAUACGAUUGUUAUUAAAGAAAAAUGUAAUAUCAACUUUUUUAUAUGUGUUUAUUAUAUCUUUAUUGCAAAUAAAAAUUGAUAAAAGCAUUUGAUGAUAAUGUUAUAU